This is a messenger RNA of Sus scrofa (pig), 2339 nucleotides long. It is a transcript of the gene TF, whose product is annotated as transferrin. NCBI's taxonomy places the organism in Eukaryota, Metazoa, Chordata, Mammalia, Artiodactyla, Suidae. Gene Ontology annotation, molecular function: ferric iron binding. The record is from RefSeq and is marked provisional. Gene Ontology annotation, cellular component: extracellular region; early endosome; recycling endosome. Gene Ontology annotation, biological process: antibacterial humoral response; iron ion transport; intracellular iron ion homeostasis.
GCAGAAGCCAGUCAGUCUGCGUUCGGCACUCCACGCCGCAGACCCAGGAGGAUGAGGCUCGCUGUCCGUGCCCUGCUGGCCUGCGCGGUCCUGGGGCUGUCCCUGGCUGUCGCCCAAAAAACUGUAAGAUGGUGCACCAUUUCAAAUCAGGAGGCCAAUAAGUGCUCCAGUUUCCGUGAAAACAUGAGUAAAGCCGUUAAGAAUGGUCCUCUUGUCUCCUGUGUGAAAAAAUCCUCCUACCUGGAUUGCAUCAAAGCCAUCAGGGAUAAAGAAGCAGAUGCUGUGACACUGGAUGCGGGUUUGGUAUUUGAGGCAGGCCUGGCCCCCUACAACCUGAAGCCUGUUGUGGCAGAGUUCUAUGGGCAGAAAGAUAAUCCACAAACCCAUUAUUACGCGGUGGCCGUGGUGAAGAAGGGCAGCAACUUCCAGUGGAACCAGCUCCAAGGCAAGAGGUCCUGCCACACAGGCCUCGGCCGUUCUGCUGGAUGGAUCAUCCCCAUGGGAUUACUUUACGAUCAACUGCCUGAGCCACGGAAACCUAUUGAGAAAGCAGUGGCCAGUUUCUUCUCCAGCAGCUGCGUCCCCUGUGCGGAUCCGGUGAACUUCCCCAAACUGUGCCAACAGUGUGCUGGGAAAGGGGCUGAAAAGUGCGCCUGCUCCAACCAUGAACCGUACUUCGGCUACGCAGGUGCCUUCAAUUGCCUGAAGGAGGAUGCUGGGGACGUGGCCUUUGUCAAGCACUCAACAGUAUUGGAGAACCUGCCUGACAAGGCUGACAGGGACCAGUACGAGCUGCUCUGCAGGGACAACACCAGGAGGCCUGUGGAUGACUACGAGAACUGCUACCUGGCACAGGUCCCUUCCCACGCCGUCGUGGCCCGAAGCGUGGAUGGUCAGGAGGACUCAAUCUGGGAGCUUCUCAACCAGGCCCAGGAGCAUUUUGGCAGAGAUAAAUCUCCAGACUUCCAGCUUUUCAGCUCCUCUCAUGGGAAGGACCUGCUGUUUAAGGAUUCUGCCAAUGGGUUCUUAAUUCCCUCUAAGAUGGACUCCUCGCUGUACCUGGGGUAUCAGUAUGUCACUGCUCUUCGGAAUCUAAGAGAAGAAAUAAGCCCUGAUAGCUCAAAGAAUGAAUGCAAGAAGGUGAGGUGGUGUGCCAUAGGCCACGAGGAGACGCAAAAAUGCGAUGCGUGGAGCAUAAACAGUGGUGGGAAAAUAGAGUGUGUAUCCGCAGAAAACACCGAAGACUGUAUCGCCAAGAUCGUGAAAGGAGAGGCUGAUGCCAUGAGCUUGGAUGGAGGCUACAUCUACAUUGCGGGCAAGUGUGGUCUGGUGCCUGUCCUGGCAGAGAACUACAAAACUGAGGGUGAAAACUGUGUAAACACACCAGAGAAAGGGUAUUUGGCUGUGGCUGUGGUUAAGAAAUCAUCAGGUCCUGAUCUCAACUGGAACAAUCUAAAGGGCAAGAAGUCCUGCCACACUGCAGUAGAUAGAACUGCUGGCUGGAACAUCCCCAUGGGUCUGCUCUACAACAAGAUUAACAGUUGUAAAUUUGAUCAGUUUUUCGGUGAAGGCUGUGCCCCUGGGUCUCAGCGAAAUUCCAGUCUCUGUGCUCUGUGUAUCGGCUCGGAACGUGCGCCUGGAAGGGAAUGCUUAGCCAACAACCAUGAGAGAUACUAUGGCUACACAGGGGCUUUCAGGUGUCUGGUUGAGAAGGGAGAUGUGGCCUUUGUGAAGGAUCAGGUUGUCCAGCAGAACACUGACGGAAAAAACAAGGAUGAUUGGGCAAAAGAUCUGAAGCAGAUGGAUUUUGAGCUGCUGUGCCAGAACGGCGCCAGGGAGCCUGUGGAUAAUGCUGAGAACUGCCACCUGGCCAGAGCCCCAAACCAUGCUGUGGUUGCACGGGAUGAUAAAGUGACCUGUGUUGCUGAGGAGUUACUUAAACAGCAGGCUCAAUUUGGAAGACAUGUAACCGACUGCUCAAGCAGCUUUUGCAUGUUCAAGUCAAAUACCAAGGACCUCCUCUUCAGGGAUGACACCCAAUGUUUGGCCAGAGUUGGCAAAACUACGUAUGAAUCCUACUUAGGAGCCGACUACAUCACGGCUGUGGCUAACCUGAGAAAAUGCUCAACCUCAAAACUCCUGGAAGCCUGUACUUUCCACAGUGCUAAAAAUCCAAGAGUGGAGACUACCACCUGAUGGAGACGGGAGCUCACGGGACCCAUAAGCUUCCCUCUGGUUGUGCUGGCCUGAGUGGUUUGGUUGCCUUCACACUUUCGUGGUGGCACCUCUGCAGGACAAAAAAAAAAUAAAAAUUAUUAUCAUUUUUGUCUUUUAAAAAA